Leptosia nina is the source of this 1722-nucleotide messenger RNA. NCBI's taxonomy places the organism in Eukaryota, Metazoa, Arthropoda, Insecta, Lepidoptera, Pieridae. The record is from the annotation of a GenBank genome assembly.
AUGAACUUAUCCUUUGCGGGUUGUGGUUUUCUAGGCAUAUAUCAUGUCGGAGUUUCAGUGUGUCUCAAAAAAUAUGCACCUCAUCUUUUGUUAGGGAGUAUUUCUGGUGCCUCAUUUGGUGCUGUUUCGGCUUGCUGCUUGCUCUGUGAUCUGCCAAUAGGAGAAAUCACAAGUGAUGUCUUAAGAAUAGUAGGCGAAGCGAGGGCGGGAUCCCUCGGCCCCUUCAGUCCCUCAUUCAACAUACAAAAUGUUCUCCUCGAGAGCAUGGAACGGUACUUACCAGCUGACGCACACAAAAUUGUUAGUGGAAAGCUCCACAUUUCAUUAACGAGAGUCUACGAUGGAAAGAAUAUAAUUGUAUCUAAAUUUGCGACCAGAGAGGACUUAUUACAAGCUUUAUUAGCGUCAUGUUUCGUGCCAGUAUUUUCGGGGAUGCUCCCUCCCAAGUUCCAUGGAAACCGUUACAUGGACGGUGGCUUCAGUGACAACCUUCCAGUGUUGGAUGAAAAUACAAUUACCGUUAGUCCGUUCUGCGGGGAGAGUGAUAUUUGCCCGAGAGAUUUGAGCUCACAAUUAUUUCACGUAAACUUAGCGAACACAAGCAUAGAGCUGUCAAAGCAGAACAUGAACCGUUUCGCCCGUAUUCUGUUUCCUCCUAAGCCAGAGGUAUUGAGCAAUAUGUGCAAACAAGGCUUCGACGACGCGCUGAGAUUCCUUCAUAGGAACAACAUGAUUACUUGUACCAGAUGUCUUGCAGUACAGUCGACCUAUCAAUUGCAAGAUGUCUUGGAUGAUACUACUUUUGAAUACGACCCCGACUGUGAGGAGUGCAAGACGCAUAGAGAGAACGCAUUAGUUGACGACCUUCCAGACACAGUGAUGACGAUAUUCCAAAAUGCUAUAGACUCCGCCAACAAUGGACUUGUGAACUGGGUGAUGCAGCAGCGCGGUAUGCGGGCUGUCUCGCUGCUCACGCUGCCCUAUAGAAUACCCGUCGACGUCAUGUACGCUACAUUCACCAACUAUGUCGGUGGUAAUGUAGAGACACACGCUGAACAGUACACAGUGGUGGGGAAUGUCCGGGUGAUUAGGAAGAGGUGUGUCCGACACAACAAUACCAUGACUAGAUUCGUAGCGUGCACCCCGAAGAUGAGCAAAUCCCUAUGGAGGCUCAGUUGGCGCAUCAUCAGGCAACUCCACGGCUUCCUGUACUCUGCCCACGAUCGCUCCGAAGUAGCUAGAGUUUAUUAUAAAUUAACAAUGGACAAGGACGAACAUAGACUGGAUAAAAGACGUGCCAGCCAGCUCUGCGUGACGUACGGUGACCGUGACAUACCAACCGAACCAGACACCUUUGAACACAUCCUGAAUGUUACCAACCACAAUGACGCACUACUAGCCUACUACUACCUCGACAGUGACAAUAAGAUGAAAAUGACAGAGAUCUAUGACGUGACGGACGCGGACACGGACGCAGUGCAGUCGCCCACCGAGCGAGAUCUCAACAAACAGCUGGAGUUCGACAACGACUGGUCCGGAGACUUAAUGGCUGAUGAUCAAGAUGAAAUAGACAUAGAAGAGGAACUAGAUCGAAACAUCUUCUCGGAUCCUGAAAGCGAAUGGAGGUCGAGGGCGAAGUCCUAUUCGAUAGACUCAGCAGCCUCCAGCGAAAGUGAUCAGCCGGAGUCCGAUAGACCUAUAACCUUUAUGCAUGCUGAAUGA